AUGAACAAACAAUCGUUUCUCAGAACCUGGGUGGCCCUUUUGGUGAUAACUGUGCUGCAGCGAGCUCACACCACGGCGAGUCUGUAUCCAUUCUGGCAUAAUGACACAAAAACGCCCAAAGUUGAUGAUGGAAGCUCUCCCGAGAUCAAGAUCUCCAUCCCAUUCAUCUUUUUUGGAGCUGCGUACAGAAGCAUUUAUGUCAACAACAACGGGGUGAUUUCCUUCAACACGCUCGUCAGCCAGUUCACCCCGGAAGCCUUUCCCCUGACAGACGGCCGGGCCUUCAUCGCGCCCUUCUGGGCGGACGUACACAACGGCAUCCGGGGAGAAAUCUACUACAGGGAGAGCACGGACCCCGAGCUGCUGAGAAGAGCCUCCAAAGAUGUCCACAAGCACUUCAAAGAUAUGUCCUCUUUCUCUGCCAUCUGGAUCUUCGUUGUCACCUGGGAGGAAGUCACUUUCUAUGGAGGAAGCAGCACGACCCCGGUAAACACUUUCCAAGCUGUCCUGAUCACAGACGGAGUGUCAUCUUUUGCCAUAUUUAACUACCAUGAAAUCAGCUGGACCACAGGGACAGCCAGUGGAGGGGACCCACUGACCGGUCUCGGCGGGGUGAUGGCCCAGGCUGGCUUCAAUGGUGGCAAUAUCAGCAACUUCUUUAGCAUCCCAGGCUCCAGAACCCCAGAUAUAGUCAAUAUUGAAGAAACCACCAAUGUUAAUGUCCCCGGACGCUGGGCUUUCAAAAUAGAUGGCAGAGAAAUAGAUCCAGCCAAUGGCUGCAGUCUGAGAGGACAGUUUCUUCGUCAAGGGGAGGUCUUCUGGGACAACGCCAACUGCACCACCAAGUGCCGCUGCCUGGACUUCAACAAUGAGAUCUUCUGCCAGGAGAUGGCUUGCAGCCCCUUUGAAGCGUGCGAGCCAAAGACCAAGUUCUUCCAGUGCGUGCCAGUGGAGAGCAGCACCUGCGUGGUGUUUGGAGAUCCACACUACCACACCUUCGAUGGCUUCCUCUUUCACUUCCAGGGUUCCUGCUCCUACCUCCUUGCCAGGCAGUGCUGGCCAGGCUCCCAGCUACCUUACUUCAAUGUGGAGGCCAAGAAUGAGAACCGAGGCGGCUCCUCCGUCUCCUGGCUGAGGGAUAUUUUUGUGGAGGUCUACUCGCACAAGAUCGUCCUCCCCAAGGGCAGCUUUGGGAAAGCGAAGGUGGAUGACUUGGUGGUGUCCCUGCCCAUCUCCCUGGAACUGGGCGCGAUAAAAAUCUACCAAAGCGGCUUGUCCACAGCCCUGGAGACUGACUUUGGCCUGCUGGUGACCUACGACGGACAACACUACGCCUCCAUCUCUGUUCCAGGCACAUACAUCAAUACCACGUGUGGUCUAUGUGGGAAUUACAAUAAAGACCCCGAGGAUGAUACCCUCCGCUCAGACGGGAGGUUGGCCACGUCCGUGCCAGACCUGGGCGAGAGCUGGCGAGUGCCACACCCCGAGAGGAAAUGCUCACCCGGCUGCUUGGACAACUGCAGCCUCUGCGACGCUGCUACCGAGUCUCUCUAUUUCACCUCUGAAUACUGUGGCUUCAUCAACAAGAGCGGAGGGCCGCUGUGGGAGUGCGGCACCGUCGUGGACCCCACUGCCUUCGUCCACAGCUGUGUCUAUGAUCUCUGCAGCGCACGGGAUAACGGCACUGGCCUGUGCCAAGCCAUCCAGGCGUACGCUGCGGUGUGCCAGGCCCUGGGCAUCUCUGUGGGAGAGUGGCGUGCCCAGACGGGGUGCGCGACGGCUGUGCGAUGCCCGGAGCUCAGCCACUACUCGGUGUGUGCCAGCAGCUGCCCCGCCACGUGUUCAGACCUUACUGCCCCGCUGGCCUGCAUCUCCCCGUGCACCGAGGGCUGCGAGUGCAACGAGGGCCACGUCCUCAGCACAGACCGCUGCGUCCCCGUCCAGAAGUGUGGCUGUGACGUGGACGGUCGGUAUUACGCCAUCGGGGAGUCUUUCUGGGCAACGACAGACUGCACGGUGGAAUGUCAGUGUGAGGACGGGGGAGAGGCCAGGUGCUUUAACACCACUUGCCCCGAAGGAGAGGUCUGCACCAUUGAGAACGGCUACCGGGGCUGCUACCCACAGCGGGAGAGCCUGUGUUUGGUGGGACAGAACCGUGUCCUCCAAACAUUUGAUGGUGUCGCCUUCCCCUAUCCGCUGGAGCAUUCCUACACACUGCUCAAAACCUGCACAGAGAGACCAGACUUCAUCGAGGUGGACAUCAGCCAAAAGAAGCCCGGAUCCGCUCCCAACGGGCCACGGGUCGUGCGGAUCCAGGCGGUCAGCCAAGAGGUGAAGAUUGGAGGCACCAGCCUGUCUGAGAUCAAGGUGAACGGUUAUGAUGUGGAGCUGCCCUUUUUCCACCCUUCCGGCCGUCUGGAAAUCUACCGUAGCGACAACGGUACCGUGAUGGAGUCGGAGGGGCUCCUGGCUAUCGGCUACUACGACUCGGGCCUCCUGGAGAUCCGCCUCUCCACCUCCUACUUCAACUGCACCGGGGGCCUGUGCGGCUUCUUCAACGGCAACGCCAGCGACGAGUUCUGCCUGCCCAAAGGCAAGUGCACAGAUAACCUGGAGCUCUUCCUGGAGAGCUGGACCACGUUCGACGAGAUCUGCAAUGGGGAGUGCGGGGACCUCCUCAAGGCUUGUAACAAUGACUCGGAACUGCUCAAGUCCUACAGGAGCCGCUCCAACUGCGGUAUCAUCAACGACCCCACCAACAGCUCCUUCCUGGAGUGCCACGGAGUGGUCAACGUCUCUGCCUACUACAGGACGUGCCUCUUCCGCCUGUGCCAGAGCGGGGGCAACCUGUCGGAGCUGUGCGACUCGGUGGCGCGCUACGCCAGCGCCUGCAAGAACGCCGAGGUGGACGUCGGCCAGUGGAGGAGCCACAGUUUUUGCCCUCUCGCCUGCCCAGAGAACAGCCAUUUCGAGGAGUGCAUGAGCUGCACGGAGACCUGCGAGAACCUGGCCACGGGCCCCGUCUGCGCAGACACCUGCGUGGAGGGCUGCCAGUGCGACGAGGGCUUCGCCCUCCGCGGCACCCGCUGCGUUCCCCGCGGCGAGUGUGGCUGCAACUUCGAGGGACGCCAGCUGGCCACCAACCAGACCUUUUGGAUGGACAUCGCCUGCCACUUCCUCUGCUACUGCAACGGCUCUGACAACAGCGUGUACUGCGACAACAUCUCCUGCAAGGAUGACGAGUACUGCCUGGAGGAAAACGGCCUCUACUACUGCCACGUCCGCACCGAUGCCUCCUGCAUUAUCUCCGGCUACGGGCACUACCUGACUUUUGACGGCUACUCUUUCGACUUCCAGAGCAGCUGUGCAUUGGUCCUGUGCACCACGAUCGCCCGGCCGAGGGCAGAGCGCUCGGACACCUUCCCAGCGUUCACCGUCACGGCCAAGAACGAGGACCGGGACACCUCUCUGGCCCUGUGGGUGAAACAAGUCGAAGUGGAGGUCUUCAAUUACAAAAUUGUCAUCCAGCGGGCCUACAAAUAUACCGUGCUGAUCAACGACGAGCGCCUCUACUUGCCCCUGAAGCUGGGUCAGGGCAAAGUGAACAUCUUUGCCUUUGGCUUUCACAUUGUGGUCGAGACCGACUUUGGGCUGAAGGUGGUAUACGACUGGAAGACCUUCCUCUCUGUCACCAUCCCACGCAGCUUCCAGAACCUCACCUACGGCCUCUGCGGCCGCUACAACGGCAACCCCGAGGACGACCUAGCGGCCUCGGACGGCACGCUGACCACCAGCAUCAUCGACUUUGUCCAGAGCUGGGCGAAACGGGACGCGUUCUGCCGCGUCGGCUGCGGCGACCGCUGCCCCGCCUGCGGGAAAGUGGAAGGCUUCUGGAAACCCCAGCAGCUCUGCCGUCUCAUUCCGAGCCAAAGCGGCGUCUUCUCCAAGUGCCACAGCAAAAUCAAUCCAGGCUUCUUCUACAAGAACUGCCUCUUUGAUACCUGUGUUGACGGGGGAGCCAUGCAAACAGCCUGCAGCUGGCUGCAGAAUUACGCCAGCACGUGCCAAACGCAGGGCAUCGCCAUUAUCGGCUGGAGGAACUUCACCUCGUGCUCCGUCAGCUGUCCACCCAACAGCCACUACGAGAGCUGCGUGUCCCUGUGCCAGCCCCGAUGCGCCGCCAUCCGGCUGAAGAGCGACUGCGGCCACUAUUGCGUGGAGGGAUGCCAGUGCGACCCCGGGUAUGUCCUCAAUGGCAAGAGCUGCAUCCUUCCCCACAACUGCGGCUGCUACUCUGAUGGCAAAUACUACGAGCCCAAGCAGCUCUUCUGGAACGGGGACUGCACCCGCCGAUGCCGCUGCUUCCGGCGUAACCUCAUCCAGUGCGACCCGCGGCACUGCAAGUCAGACGAGGAGUGCGCCCUGCGCAACGGCGUCCGUGGCUGCUUCAGCACCAGGAGCUCCUUCUGCUUUUUUUUCUUCCGCACCUUCGAUGGGGCCUUUCUCCGCUUCCCCGCCAACUGCGCCUUCGUGCUCUCCACCAUCUGCCAGAAGCUGCCCGACUUCUCCUUCCAGCUCAUCAUCAACUUUGACAAGUGGUCCUCACCCAACCUCACCGUCAUCUCUCCUGUGUACUUCUACAUCAAUGAGGAGCAGAUCCUCAUCAGCGACAGGAAUACUGUCAAGGUGAACGGCAGCUACGUGAGCAUCCCCUUUGUCACGGGGCUUUCUACAAAGAUCUUCAGCCAGGAGGGCUUU
This is a messenger RNA of Antrostomus carolinensis (chuck-will's-widow), 4758 nucleotides long. It is a transcript of the gene TECTA, whose product is annotated as tectorin alpha. Gene Ontology annotation, molecular function: extracellular matrix structural constituent; protein binding. Lineage: Eukaryota; Metazoa; Chordata; Aves; Caprimulgiformes; Caprimulgidae. Gene Ontology annotation, cellular component: extracellular matrix. The record is from RefSeq and is a predicted model, not a curated record. The transcript is spliced from 14 exons. The annotation marks the transcript as partial. Gene Ontology annotation, biological process: cell-matrix adhesion.